AUGGCUCCUCAGUCUCGCAUCUAUCUCACAAGGCACUCCCAGGCCGAGCACAACGUCGCCGACGACUACUCGAUCCCAGAUGCGCCAUUGACGCCGCUCGGUAAGCAGCAGUCAGGACGAUUGCCUUCGCUCACCCAAGAUCUCCAGUCACGAGCGCAAGUCAUCCUCUCCUCUGCGCUCAAGCGCACCUUGCAAAGCACCAAGAUCGGCUACGCUCCCGCUGUCGAGCGACUCGGUGGUCUCGGCAAGGUAGUGUUGCUGCCUCAGCUGCAGGAGUGCAACGACUUCCCAUGCGACACCGGUUCCGCCAAGGAGGUCCUUGAACGUGACCCCGAGCUUCAAGGCUUUGACUUCUCGCCGCUCACCCCCGACUGGACUAGCAAGCAGGGCUUCUACGCAGCCGACGAGGCUUCGCUUAACAGCCGUGCCCAGUGGGUCCGACAGUACCUCCGCAGCCGACCCGAACAGGACAUUGUCGUCAUGGCCCACGGCGACAUUCUGCGCAGAAUUACUCAGCAGCCCUACCCCUGGAAGAACGCCGAAUGCCGACUCUUCCAGUUCGACGCCAACUCGGUCGACACCGAGGAAUGUCCAUUGGUCCACGUUCAGGACGUCGCUACUGGUGGCGCCGUCGCUGAACCUACUUCCGGCGACAUUGCCGCUGAGAAGGGCGUCCCCUCUGCUGGAGCCGGCAAGGACGCCAACUCUGCGCUACCCACGAUCCCGAUUUCGAACUCGGGCUCGCUCCAUAGCUUCGUCACAUCAGCGGUCCCAGUGCCUCAGAGCUUCGCCGUUCAGGCAGCACCGGCUUCUGACGUACGCUCUGAGCUGAAGAGUAGAGAAGAUCGCGUGCGUCACCGUCAAUCGGUGCUCCUCGAGCAGACAAACGAGUUGCAGGAGCUCGAGAAGCGUUUGCAAGCGGCCGAAGCGCGAAAGAGGGAGCUCGAGUCGCGCGGCGGCUUCAUCUAG
Kalmanozyma brasiliensis GHG001 is the source of this 969-nucleotide messenger RNA. Its product is annotated as Histidine phosphatase superfamily, clade-1. NCBI's taxonomy places the organism in Eukaryota, Fungi, Basidiomycota, Ustilaginomycetes, Ustilaginales. The transcript has 4 exons. The coding region runs from base 1 to 969 and encodes 322 amino acids. Gene Ontology annotation, molecular function: phosphatase activity. The record is from RefSeq and is a predicted model, not a curated record. Gene Ontology annotation, cellular component: cytoplasm.